AUGCUCAAGCAAUUCAAGUUCCAAUUCUCGGAACCCAACAACGAAUCUCGACCGACUCUGCACCAUCACACCGCAGCGUGGCGUCGACCCACAGCUGCAAACGGCCCCUCUUUGCCGUUGGCUCGGCUAGAGAGUGCGCUGCCUCCAUUUCCGCCUGUCAAGUCCGACGCUACUGCGAUCCCUGGACCGCAUCGCUUGGCCUCGCUUCCUCUGGGUCCACCUGCUCAAACCUCGCCCCGCUCGACUUUGCGCGCAAAGCUUCUUCGGCUGGACCGUCCGCCGCUACACAGCCGUGCCGCCUCGCCGCCGCCCAGCCAGCCCGGGACCAACACAGGGACCCCGGCCUUGCUCAUCUUUCACAGCCCUUCUGAUCUCGACAAGGAUCUCCCAACGCCUCGUCGACUUGCGCCUCUCAGCUAA
Moesziomyces antarcticus is the source of this 420-nucleotide messenger RNA. RefSeq lists its product as uncharacterized. The transcript is spliced from 2 exons. The record is from RefSeq and is a predicted model, not a curated record. Lineage: Eukaryota; Fungi; Basidiomycota; Ustilaginomycetes; Ustilaginales; Ustilaginaceae. The coding region runs from base 1 to 420 and encodes 139 amino acids.